CAUUGAGCUGUUCAUCCAACAGAAGGCUACAGAACAGAUCAGGGAGAGGAGGAAAGAGAGAUCUCGAGCACAUUCAGCACAAGAGGCGGGAGAUUAAGUGUUUCCACGAGAGCCAAAGCGCAAACAAGGGCACCACGCGCUGCACUUUCAAACAGACCAGCGCUACUCACUAGCUGCUCUCCCUCCGCCGUCCGCUCCGCUAUCAGACCCACGGGACUUCACUGGUUCAUCCCUUACCGGACAGGCUCAGCUCAUCGUACCGGGAGACCGGGCGAACCCAGGAGUAGGGGGACACUGAGCCGGAGGUGGAAGGGGGACAUGCUCGCUCAGCAACCCAGCAGAGUUUCUCCGAGGUGGGCCAAGCUGUGACAGAGGGCCUCUCUCUGGUGGGUCAACCCGCAACCCUGAACGCUCCAGCAGGCCUCACUCCCAGUCCUAACUACUGUGUGUGCCAGGGCCAGGCCACCUCCAGCCCAGGCCAGACCACGUCUACCCCAGGCCAGCCCAGAGUGGGUCAUCCCCAGCCCAACCCACCUCUUCCCCAGCCCAGUAGCGGUCCAGGCCCAGGCUCCAGAAGCAUGGCCUUCACCCUGUCAGAGAUCAUGGCUGCUCGGCGGCAGCAGCAGUCCCAGGCCCAGCGGGCGGCAGGUAGGGCGGCUGUGGAGGUGGAUGAAUACAGCACCAACCCCACCCAGGCCUUCACCUUCUACAACAUCAACCAGGGACGCUUCCAGCCCCCGCACGUGCACAUGGUGGACCCCCUGCCCCACGACACUCCUAAGCCGCCAGGUUACACCCGUUUUGUGUGUAUCUCAGACACCCACUCCCGUACGGACGCCAUCCAGAUGCCCUAUGGAGACGUGUUCAUCCACGCUGGAGACUUCACAGAGCUGGGCCUGCCCUCUGAGGUCAAGAAGUUCAACGAUUGGCUAGGAACCUUGCCCUACGACAUAAAGAUAGUGAUUGCGGGAAACCAUGAGUUGACCUUUGACCAGGAGUUCAUGGCUGACCUGAUCAAGCAGGACUUCUACUACUUCCCAUCGGCCUCCAAACUGAAGCCAGAGAACUACGAGAACGUCCAGUCCCUGCUCACCAACUGUAUCUACCUGCAGGACUCAGAGGUCACCGUACGCGGCUUCCGCAUCUACGGCUCCCCCUGGCAGCCAUGGUAUUAUGGCUGGGGGUUCAACCUGCCAAGAGGUCAGGCUCUGCUGGACAAGUGGAACCAGAUCCCCGACUCCACCGACAUACUGGUCACACACUGCCCCCCACUGGGGUUCCUGGACUGGGUUCCUAAGAAGAUGCAGCGCGUGGGCUGUAUGGAGCUACUCAACACUGUCCAGAGGAGAGUACAGCCCAAACUACAUGUGUUCGGACACAUCCACGAAGGUUAUGGUAUGAUGACUGACGGCACCACCACGUUCGUCAACGCCUCGGCCUGCACCGUCAACUUCCAGCCCAUGAACCCGCCCAUCGUCUUCGACCUGCCCAAUCCCACCAGGACCACAUGACUAGAGAAGCCCCGCCCUGCUGAGCCCCCCUCCAAUCAGGAGCCUAGUGGUGCGAAGGCAGGUAGGUGAGGGUGGUGGGCAGGUGUGGUGGAGUAGUGUAGAUAUUCAAGGCUCUAAUAGAUGCUGUGUGUGUGUGUGUGUGUAGCACAACAUUCACACACGCCCAAGUCUCUUACGGACAAUGUGUAUGUCUAGAGAGACAGGCGCUGUUGCCAAUCCUCACUUGGCAAAUCCAUUGAUGUUCUUUUAUGUACUGUCUUUAUUUCAACAAAAGCUCUUACAAACUGGAAAGUAAGGCAAAAGACAGACCCCAGAUGUCAGCAUUAGUCUGUAAAUCUUCUGUUGCACUUCUACUGCACUGACAAUCUGAUCUGGCUCUCAGAUAGAGAAGAGGACAGGGGGAACUUUGUCUGCUGUGUCAUUGUUUGGACUCACAGUCUUUCUCUCAGAAGAAGACACUGGAUAACUCUCAUUCUCUCUUGCUUCCUCAUAGAGGACUCUGUUAAGCCACCAGUGGAAGUUGCUCAGUGGCGGCGUUUUGACAUUGUGACAGUGUGGUCCACACUUCAUUUGAGACCUUCCCUGAGGAGUGAUGGAACAUUUACCAGUAGGGUUUUAAAACAUGACCCAAAUCUCUAAUUUUGGACUUUGUGGAGCUGUUUGCCAGCACAGAGAGGACACCCCCUGCCAGUACUCUAAUAUCACAGUUUCUGCACUGCAGAUUAAAACACUGGUUUCCCCUCAUCCCUUUUUCUUUUGAUCCCUCUUUUCCUCUGCCCCUCUAGUCUCUCUCUCUCUCUCUCUCUCUCAGGCCUUGGGCAUGGUGGUUUGUGUGUGUAUGUGUGUGUGAGGGCAGCGGGAGGUCUCAGCCACGGGCUGUGUGUGAGUAUAAGUGUCAAACGUGUUGACACCACUCCCCUGGGUCUCAUUUCAACUCUCAGUAAGCCUCUUAACCAGGGGAUCGCUUCUCUUCAUCUCUUCCCUUCUUCUCUUUUUUCCCCCUCUCUCCUUCUUCCCUCCUCCAUCCCUCGUUGCAUGUGUAAUCAGCUCACCCACUCCUCCCUGGCUCGUGUGCCGUGAUCCUGGCAAGUUUAUUCUGAGGUCACUGGCCGGGAAGUCUGCAAGAUUUUGAUUCCGAGUACGGAAUACUGGGAAUUCAUAAUACCCAACAAAGCGGAUUGGGAAAUGUGUUCGCUCCUGACCCUGUACAGGAGCAGCGGUGUCUGGAAUGUUCUCACUGCUCUAUGGUGCCCUUUCUGGGAGAGAUGUAUCAUGGGAAUGAACUUUGAACUCUUAGUGGACCAAUGGAUGAAGAUGAGCUGUAGGCCUAAAUGUACCAUAACUGGUCAAGAAGUUGGAACUGUAAAUCUACGUCACCUGUCAUUGUAAAAAAAAUAAUUGCAAUCAAGGUUUACUUAAAAUGUUGCCAUGCAUUUAAAAGUUGUUAAAUAUUUGUGUGUUGUUAAAAAAGAGGCAGUGCAGAAACAAUGUUUUAAUUUGAAGUUAUUAUAUAGGCUAGUAAAUGCUUAUUACUGUAUAAUAUUAUCUGCACUAUGUUACACUCUAAAAAAUGCUGGGUUGUUUUGGUUGACCCAACUGCUGAGUUGCAGGUAUUGGGUCACUUAGUUGGGUUAUUAUCUUUAAAAACUGCAGGGUUAUUAAUGCUGGGUUAUUGGUGCUGGGUUAUUGAGAUAUGACCCAGCAGGUCAGAUCAGAAGACUGGAGGUGUAGUUUAGUAGGGGCGUGGCUUUCAGAUAGUUAUUUUUAACCACCCAUGAGAGUAAAUGUCAUUCCUGUUCAUCUGUUCUGUUGCAUAGUUAUCACAUAUUAAGGUAGAAUAUUUACAUUUUGUAGCUUAAUAAAAUUUUUAUUUGCAGUAUGUACAUUUAAGAUGAUGAACAGGAAUGACAUUUACUCUCACGGAUGGCCAAUAAGAUCUAUCUGAAAGCCACGCCCCUAAUAAACCAUGCCUCCUGAAAAUAACCUAAGGAUUACGUUAAAAAAGACCAAGCUGCUAGGUCAACCCAGCAUGAGAGUAAAAAAACAACAACUGAUGGUUAAAUUAACCCAUGUUUGGGUAAUCCCAACAAUCCAACAUGUUGGGUUAUUCAUGCAACCCAACUGGCUGGGUCAAAGUAACCCAACAUGUGUUCUGUCCACUAUUUAACCAGCGCUAAAUUGGGAAGUUUUUAGCCCAUAAUGUUUUAGAGUGUACGGGGUUACGCACACCCCGUGUAGCUAUUAUUAACUCUUUCAUGUUGUCAAGCAGUUGUCUGCGUAAAAAGGGUUCAUUUUUUAUUUCUAAAGCACUUGUGAAUGAGCAUCCCUCCUCUGCUCCUCUGGAAGCCAAAGUCUUUGGUUGGCUGGCUGAGCUCAAAGUGUGGUUAGCAUAACAAGACUACAUCCCUCUUUGAUCUCUCUGCUCUCAGACAUUAUAUAUUAACAUCCCCUCUAACUCCGUUUUAUUCCCAGGGUCACUGGUGUUUCACUGCUGUUCUGCACAUUGUGCUAGCUGGGCUAUGUCUUCAUGGAGCAGAUUAGUGGCCUGUUGUAGGAAUACAGAGACUAGGAUAGAAUGUUUACAGAUAAGUGCGUAUGAAUAUUGUAUGUGGAUGUGUGUAUACCUGUGUGCGAUUGUGUGUGUGUGUGUGUGUGUGUGUGUGUGUGUGUGUGUGUGUGUGUGUGUGUGUGUGUGUGUGUGUGUGUGUGUGUGUGUGUGUGUGUGUGUGUGUGUGUGUGUGGGUAGAGCCAGGGGGUAAGCAUUCUGAGAACAUGCUUAAGAGAGGGGGGGAAUAUUGACUGAUGAAGACCAAAAUAGGAAAAGUCAGUGACUGUAUCAUCUUACUUUCUUUUAAAGAUUUCUGCAGGGGAAAAUGUCUGUUUGUUUUUGGGCAGUUCUUACUAUUCUCUUUCAACCCUAACUUUGAAAUGUCUCACUUUUUAUGCACUGUGCCUCAAUAGCUGUAUUCUGUAUUUCCUGUUUUCUUUGAAAACUCUAAAGUUUUGCUGUUGUAUUUCUAGUUCGUUCCUUGGGGCAUGCUGUUCUGAAUCUAAUAACUUUUGAUGACAAUCUGCUUGUAUUGUAUAUCAUUGUUAGGCAUAUACUAACUAUUGGGAUUCAUUUUUUGCUUUAAUGAUGUCCAAUAUUUUUUUUAUGUGGAAAAAAAUACAUCCAACCAUUUUAGAAUGGUAUUGUAUAAUGUGUUGCCCCUGGAGACAACUCUGUAAAUGUAAAAUACCUUUCUUAAAACUACCUGCUUCUGGUUUUCUGAGAGAUUAUCUACACAAAUUUAAUUAAACCUUAUCUGUGA
This is a messenger RNA of Coregonus clupeaformis (lake whitefish), 4822 nucleotides long. RefSeq names its product metallophosphoesterase domain-containing protein 1-like. Bases 579 to 1511 code for a protein of 310 amino acids. The transcript has 7 exons. The record is from RefSeq and is a predicted model, not a curated record. Gene Ontology annotation, molecular function: hydrolase activity. Lineage: Eukaryota; Metazoa; Chordata; Actinopteri; Salmoniformes; Salmonidae.